AUGAUCUACUUCCUGUGUUCUGUGGUCCUCGGAAUCUCCUUGGGGGCAUUGGCUAUUGGAAAGCGGAACCUUCGCGAUGUUCCUGGGCCCCUUCUCGCCUCAAUCACCAACAUUCCCCGGGUAUUGUGGGUUCUGAGCGAUCGAGCCCAUGAGAUCCAUAUUUCGCUCCAUGAAAGGUAUGGAAAGUUGGUUCGCUUCGGACCCAACAUGGUGUCUGUUGGGGACGCCACCGAAAUCUCCAAGAUCUAUGGGUUUGGGGGGAGGUUCGUCAAGUCUGACUUUUACCAUGUACUCCUCCUCUACACAAAGGGCAGGCCGGUGCCUACAAUCUUUGCCACCCAGGAUGAGAGACUGCAUCGCACACUGCGCAAGCCUGUGGCUGCCAUGUAUUCAACAACGAAGAUAUUAACUUUGGAGCCGUUCGUUGAUAUCACUUUGCAAAACUUCAUCGAUAGGCUGGACACGCUCUUCGCCGACCAAGGUCUGCCUUGUGAUCUAGGAACAUGGUUGCGCUAUUUCGCCUUUGAUGUAAUGGGAGACCUCACAUUCUCUCGGCCUCUUGGUUUUCUGGCUACUGGGAUGGAUGUAGACGGAAUAAUUCGUUCGAUAUGGACGUACUUCUACAAGGCAGCACCUGUAACACAAAUUCCUUGGGUUGAUUGGCUAUGGACCAAGAACCCUCUGCGUCAGAGAGUUUCCGUUACAAAACCAAACCCAGUUGUGGAAUUCGGGUUGCGAAGGAUUAGGGAGCGGACGACGAGUUUGGAAAAUGAUAGCGAGCCCUUACGAGAUGGUCCUGAGGACUUUUUGUCUCAAUUUCUCCAAUGCCUGGACCGAGACAAACUGAUACCACGAUGGGCUUUGACAGCGUGGAUGACCUCAAACAUUACGGCUGGAAGCGAUACUACGGCCAUACUCAUGCGUGCAGUAUUUUAUUACCUUUUCACGAAUCAUGAAUCUAUGCAGGCUCUUAUGAGUGAGCUUGACACUGCGCGACUGGCUGGGGAGCUGUCUACGAUAGUUUCUUGGAAGGAAGCGCAAGCCUUGCCUUACCUGGAUGCCUGUAUCAAGGAAGCAAGCCGGUUGCAUCCACCAUUUGGUCUACCCCUUGAGAGAGUGGUUCCAAAAGGAGGCGCUACCAUCUGCAGCCAGUACCUACCGUCUGGUACGGUUGUAGGCAUGAACGCUUGGGUCGUACAUCGCGACAAAGCCGUCUUUGGCCGUGACAGCAAUUCAUGGAGGCCCGAAAGGUGGUUCUGUGAUGCUUCCACAAGGAGACAGAUGGAGAACUCCUUACUCACGUUCGGCGCCGGGCCGCGUUCUUGCAUCGGAAAACCUAUUGCCCUCUUGGAGGUUUACAAAGUUACCCCUACUCUUUUGCAAAGAUACGAUUUUCAGUCGGUGGACAAGGCUGGAUGGUCCUGGAAGGUCCAGAACCGUUGGUUCGUCCAUCAAACUGGCCUUCUUGUGAGACCCAAGAGAAGAGAAUAG
Messenger RNA from Exophiala mesophila, 1491 nucleotides. RefSeq lists its product as uncharacterized. The coding region runs from base 1 to 1491 and encodes 496 amino acids. NCBI's taxonomy places the organism in Eukaryota, Fungi, Ascomycota, Eurotiomycetes, Chaetothyriales, Herpotrichiellaceae. Gene Ontology annotation, molecular function: monooxygenase activity; oxidoreductase activity, acting on paired donors, with incorporation or reduction of molecular oxygen; iron ion binding. The record is from RefSeq and is a predicted model, not a curated record. The transcript has 6 exons.